AUUUCCCGCCUGUUACCUCAUGUCAUGGAAUGUCCUAACCAUUCCUUCGCUACUUGGGCUUUGCUCUUUCCGGUUUGUAUUCUCACAAAGAUGCCGUCUGUAACGCUAAAGGACGUUGAUCAGCAAAAAUUUGUGAAGGCUUUCGCAGCCUUUCUCAAAAAAACUGGCAAGAUGCGGGUACCAGAAUGGGUAGAUAUUGUGAAGACAGCGAAAUUCAAGGAACUGGCUCCUUAUGAUCCUGACUGGUACUACAUCAGAUGUGCAGCCCUAGUGCGUCACAUCUAUAUUCGUAGCCCAAUUGGAGUCGGUGCUGUUACCAAGAUCUUUGGUGGACGCAAACGCAAUGGCACCCAUCCCAGCCACUUCUGUCGAUCGGCGGGGGGGGGCGCAGCACGCAAGGCACUCCAAAGCUUGGAGCAGUUGAAGCUGAUUGAGAAGGCACCCCUUGGUGGACGCAAAUUAACUAGCCAAGGACGCAGGGACUUGGAUCGAAUCGCUGCACAAGUUAAAGCUAAGAGCAAAAAGCAACUUAAGCUUCAGGAAGUUGUAAUGUAAUAUUCUUUUAUGUUUCUGUAAUAAAACACAUUUAACUACUUGAA
Messenger RNA from Acromyrmex echinatior (Panamanian leafcutter ant), 599 nucleotides. Its product is annotated as small ribosomal subunit protein eS19. Gene Ontology annotation, cellular component: cytosolic small ribosomal subunit; ribosome. Gene Ontology annotation, biological process: ribosomal small subunit assembly; translation. Lineage: Eukaryota; Metazoa; Arthropoda; Insecta; Hymenoptera; Formicidae. Gene Ontology annotation, molecular function: RNA binding; structural constituent of ribosome. The record is from RefSeq and is a predicted model, not a curated record.